Molecule: messenger RNA, 21222 nt
Organism: Corythoichthys intestinalis (scribbled pipefish)
Lineage: Eukaryota; Metazoa; Chordata; Actinopteri; Syngnathiformes; Syngnathidae
Product: splicing factor, proline- and glutamine-rich-like
Exons: 12
Coding region: 138-3017 (959 amino acids)
Biological process (GO): regulation of DNA-templated transcription
Cellular component (GO): nucleus
Molecular function (GO): RNA binding
Source: RefSeq, a predicted model, not a curated record
CGGAGGAAGAAAGACGCCUUUCAACGCAACCGUUUGUCGCCAUUUUGACACAUUAAAGUCACAGGGACUGUAGCGUGUUACCUUCAUAACCUUUUUUUUUGUGCGAUUUGAACACAUACAUUUGAUAGUAAGGAACGAUGUCUCGAUUUUUUAAUAAUCGCAGCGGCAUGGGGAUGAAUAAUUUCCAGCCUCGCCGAAGUGGUGGAGGUGGCGGUCCGAUGCGGGGUAAUUUUAUGGGAAGCCCCAAUUUCAGGAACCACCCUUUCCAAAACCAGAAUCGCCGGGGAGGAAACAAUAACUUCAACCGAGGACAGCAGUCGGGUAACCAGAAGACCCAUAACAACCAGAGCAUGCCGCUCAUCCCACCGCCAAGCCCCGGGCCUGCUCUCACGAUGAAAGGCCCUAUGGACAAACAGAAGGAGCAAGAGAAUCCGACGACCACUGUCACGGAGACAAAGAAUCAACCCCAGGUCAAGCAGGAAAUUACAUCGCCCCAGUCGAACCAGGCCAAUACGACUCCACAGAUCAAGUCGCCUACUGGAAAUGCUAGCGGACGACAACCGCAGCAGAAUCAAUCCACGCUCACGAGUCCUAAGCCAGGCCCUCAACCAAACCAACAGAAUCUGAAAACAAGCUCGCAAGCAAACCAGCAGAACCAGAAGACAGGGAUACAACAGAACCAGAAGGGAGGACAACAACAACAAAAUCAGAGGGGAGGCCAACAGCAAAAUCAACAGAAUCAGAGAGGAGGCCAACAGCAGAACCAGAGGCCGGUCCAGCAGCAGAAUCAACAGAACCAGAGGCCGGUCCAGCAGCAGAAUCAACAGAACCAGAGGCCGGUCCAGCAGCAGAAUCAACAGAACCAGAGGCCGGUCCAGCAGCAGAAUCAACAGAACAAGAGGCCGGUCCAGCAGCAGACUCAACAGAACCAGAGGCCGGUCCAGCAGCAGACUCAACAGAACCAGAGGCCGGUCCAGCAGCAGAAUCAACAAAACCAGAGGCCUGGUCCGGAGCAGGAUCAACAGAAUCAGAGGCCUGGUCCGGAGCAGGAUCAACUAAACCAGGGGCCUGGUCAGGACCAGAACCAGAUGCCUGAUCAAGAGCAGAAUCAGCAGAACCAGAGGCCUGGCCAGCAGCAGAAUCAACAGAACCAGAGGCCUGGCCAGCAGCAGAGUCCACAGAACCAGAGGCCAGGCCAGCAGCAGAGUCCACAGGACCAGAGGCAAGGCCAGCAGCAGAGUCCACAGGACCAGAGGCCUGGCCAGCAGCAGAAUCCACAGGACCAGAGACCUGGCCAGCAGCAGAAUCCACAGGACCAGAGGCCUGGCCAGCAGCAGAAUCCACAGGACCAGAGGCCUGGCCAGCAGCAGAAUCCACAGGACCAGAGGCCUGGCCAACAGCAGAACCCACAGAACCCGAGGCCUGGCCAGCAGCAGAACCCACAGAACCAGAGGCAGGGCUAUCAGCAGAACCCACAGAACCAGAGGCAGGGCUAUCAGCAGAAUCCACAGAACCAGAGGCAGGGCUAUCAGCAGAAUCCACAGAACCAGAGGCAGGGCUAUCAGCAGAAUCAACAGAAUCAGAGGCAAGGCUAUCAGCAGAACCAACAGAGGCAGGGCCAGCAGCAGAACCAGCGGUUUGGCAUGUUCCAAGCAAACCAACAGAACCAGAUGAUGGAACCGCAACAGAACCAACAAAAUCAGGAUACAUUUAACGAGCCGGAGGAGCAAGAGGCCGCGGGCAUGAGCACAGGCGAAAGCCAGGAGCAAAAUUUCAAGGCAGCACUGUCCAUGUUGCUGAAACCUGGCGAGAAAACAUACACACAAAGAUGCCGUCUGUUCAUUGGCAACCUUCCAAGUGAUAUCACUGAGGAUCAUUUCAGGAAGAUUUUCGCCAAGUAUGGAGAACCUAGUGAAGUUUUUAUCAACAAAGGAAAAGGCUUUGGCUUCAUUCGACUGGAGUCCCGGGCCCUUGCAGAGAUCGCUAAAGCCGAAUUGGAUGACCUGCCGAUGAGGAACAGAAACCUCCGAGUCCGCUUCGCCACACACUCUGCGGCUCUUUCAGUGAAGAACCUAUCCCCGUACGUAUCCAACGAGCUCCUGGAAGAGGCAUUUUCCCAGUUCGGGAUGGUUGAGAGGGCCAUCGUCAUCGUUGACGACCGUGGGCGCGCCACCGGCAAGGGCAUUGUUGAGUUUGCCUCAAAGCCCGCCGCUAGGAAGGCACUGGACCGGUGCAACGAGGGUGUCUUUCUGCUUACCACGUCACCGAGGCCCAUAGUUGUGGAGCCUCUUGAGCAGUACGAUGAUGAAGAUGGACUUCCUGAGAAGCUGGCACAGAAGAACCCCAGAUAUCAAGUAGAGCGAGAGGAACCCCCGCGCUUUGCCCGUCCCGGUACCUUUGAGUUUGAGUACUCCAAGCGCUGGAAGUCACUGGAUGAGAUGGAAAAACAACAAAGGCAGCAGGUGGAGAAGAACAUGCGCGAGGCACGCGAGAAACUGGAAAGUGAGAUGGAGGACGCUUACCACGAGCACCAGGCCAACCUGCUCCGCCAGGAUUUGAUGAGGCGACAGGAGGAACUUCGGCGCAUGGAAGAGAUGCACAGUCAGGAGAUGAAAAAGCGGAAGGAGCUGCAAUUGAGACAAGAAGAAGAACGUCGCAGGCGUGAAGAGGAGAUGCUUCGCAAGCGGGAGCUGGAGGAACAAAUGAGACGCCAACGAGAGGAGACCUACAGGAUGGGCAGCUACAUGGACAGGGAGAGAGAAAUGAGAAUGAGUUCCUCUAGUACAAUGGGCAUGGGAGAUAUGUCCUUUGGUACCGUUUCCCAAAACUUCACCUUGAGCGGAAUGGGAUUUGAUUCGCAGCAACAAAUGGGAAGUUCUCCGUCAUCCCAGAUGAGCAAUGACUUGCGCAAUGAGCGCUACGCUCAGAGCGUUACCCGGGGAAUGGGUACUGGUAACAACUCUUACAGCCGGGUCCGUGAAGAUUUCGAUGGCCCCGCUAAGAAAGCUCGUUUUUAAACGCUCCUUGCUGGAGCGUUUUUGUACAAAUCCCUCCUGAAAACAAAUAUGAUAACUCAGUUUGUAUUUAAGUUCCAAAUGUUCCAGCAUUUUAUCAUGACACUUUCUAUUAUGAUCCAGUCAAUAGACUGGGUUUUUUUUGUUGUUGGUGGUGUUUUUUUAUUUUGCAUUGUCUCUAGUUUAGGAUGAUUAGACUUCCCCUUCAGCUGUUUUGACCCCUGUAUAAUCCUCUUCUUUAUAUUCUAGAUGUGAUAGAUCUGUGAUUCGUCGUGAAUUGUAAUUUUUCCUCUCAAUUUUCCAUGGCUGUGUAUGUGCCAUUCACUUCUAGAGCAUGUUACAAUAAAGACCAUGAUGGGUUAAAUUUGGCCAAAGCUAAUAUUUAUUAUUCUUGCAUUAAUAAAACGACCAAGCAUUAUUUGGUUGUUUACAAAAAAACUCAAUAGGCCUUCCAAAACAAAACAAAUCUUCAGUUUAUGUUAGGUCCGCACAAUAGUUAAAUUCCAACUAUAUACCAACCAAUCGGAAGCUGCAUGCUUAUGCGUGACUGGCAGGACACAACAAUCAGGUUGGUUUAAAAGGAGUUCCUGCCUGUCAGUAGAGCAAACUCCUGUGAAAAGCUAACUGCUAAAGUUAACUUUCGCACAUUACCUAACUUCUCCAAGUAACCAAGUCUCCUCCAUAGUGGCAAAUAAGUGAACACAUCUCACAUGUAUUGCACCACAAGGAGUCUUAAAUUAUUUGACGCUAUGACCGACCACACUGGAGGUCUGGGUAGACCUAACGGUAAUUGCUAAGCGAAUGCAAAAUGUUACCAAACACGACAAUGAGUGCGUGUGUUUCAGUACAGUGUGGAAAAAAAAUGUUAUAUACAUAUAUUUACAUUUGUUUAUAAUAAAACAUACUUGGUUAUAAAAUCUAUAAUUAAAUACACGAUAAAAAUAAUUCCAUGUUAAUUAACGUACGAUAGCAAGUGUUUCUCUAUGGAACCAAUUUUUAACUUAAAAGUACUGUCUCACACAGUCAAAUUUGUGUCCUUGCAUUGUUAGUUAUAGUUUAUAACUAGAGUCCGAUUAUGACUUUAACCGAUAUCCCAAUAUUGUCCAACUCCGAUAUCAAACUGAAACGAUAUACUAUGCAGUCUUGGACUCAACAUAUUAUAGCUAAUUGUAUUGUGAUGACCCACUGGAUGCUCGAAUAAUUAUAAUGCUCACCUAUCAAAUCCCAAGCAUCUCAAUUUAGAGACAUCUGAUGGUCAGUAUAUGGUCAAAGGCAGAAGGAUUCUGCAUUCACUUUGAAGGCAACAUACGUAUUGGUCCAAAACCGAUGUCGAUAUUAUUCAACAUAGUUUUAAAUGCUUUUAUCGACCGAUAUUAUCGGACAACUCUACUUAUAACGUAUUGAUGGUGUGAUCUCAUUGUUUGGGAAUAUGACUGCGUUCAUUUUGUACUGACGCUGGAUUUGAAGAAAAUCAUGAAUUGAAAUGGCACCAUCAACCAGAAAAUCACCUUCAGAUUUUUCUCUGAAAUUUGUCAUCUGUUGCCGAAAGAAAGCCUUUUUAGCAUACUGUAUGUUGGACUCUGAAGACCAACGCUAAAUGUUUUGCGAGCAACAUGGCAGUCCCCUUCACUUUACCAUGUAGUCCUUAGUCCUUCAAAUCAUUUUUAAUGAUCGAAUAGCCCAUAGCUAAGUGCUGUAAUACCAAGAGAACAUGGACCACUUGGCAACCAUAAACAGAAGCUUAACAAAGUUGGAAAAGCUAAAUGAACUAAGACUGUAUCAAAAAAAACUCUAGCAUCCUGCUUUGUUAAAUGCCAAGAACCGAAAAUAAGGUUGAAGGCAUGUUUUAUAAAUGGACAACAAAAGGAGCUUAUCUGAUGUGCAUUGACAGGUCUUUGCAUAGUUCGAGACCAGCUAGAAGAAAUGUCCCCUCUGAGCCUCUGCUUAUUUGGUCAGCUUAAGCGGCAGGCAAAACUGUAGUGAUGGGGCAGCUUGGAGAGGUAAGAAAAAGACCAUCCUAUUAAAAAUAGUAUUAAUAAUAAAAUACAAUCUCAAAACUGGAUGGCAGAAUAGUAAAUGUGUUCCCUCUAGCAUGUCCCAGUUCAGAGGAGCAUCACUGCAUUUGAUCAUUGCAGAAAAUCCACUAUGUUGCCCGAAAUUUAAUAGCGGGAGAAUCCAAUUGCUCAUAGUUCCCAAAGCAACAAGCAAUACUUGACAUGACCUGGUAUCAUGCCUGGUCUAGCUUUAGUAGUCUUGUCACUCAACUUGAUGUUAGUCAUUGGGAAGUCCAUUUCUAAGUCAUGUCGCACAUUUGAUAUUAAAUGACAGAUUUAUUCAAUUUUCUAUGUCCAAAAUGGAUCUUGGAUUCUUAAAUGUUUGUUUUUGGAUUUUAUACUUGAACUUGUAGUGCUUAGGAGAAGCAGGUAUGCAGUAACAAAACACAUUCAUAACUUCUAAGAGAUGCUAUAAGUAUAUUUCAAUUUUGACAUUUUGUAUUUUAGCAAAACCAGACAGCACAUAUGCCAUAUUUACAUUUUAACAUGAACCCUUGACCCUGUGGUGCCUUAGCCAAAUUGCUGUCCUUGGAGGUUCUCUUGCAUAGGCUACAUUCAUAUGCUAACAUUUUCACUACUCACAAGCUUGAAACACAUCUGUAUUGUACCAUGCGUGUCGUCCCUGGCUGGAUUUAAGAAGACAAGACAUUCUUCAAAGGAAGACACGGUUGCAGAUGUUUUCUUGGUUUCUUAAUCAGAUGAGUUUUUCUACUCCUGCUCAGUGUUUGGUUAGUCCUACAUUUCUUUUUGCUCCCUGUCUAUAUGAUCUUUACAUUUCUUGACCACAUAUUUGUCCCAGAGGACAUGAUAUAAUUAAAAGGUGAUAUCAUCAUUGCCUAUAAUAAUAGUUUAAACCAAGAAUAAGCAACGAACUAUAAUCCUUUAACUCAUUUCUCUGAAGCACAAAAACUCAACUAAGUAGCUAUUCUUUUUAUAGUCUUGUCACAGUGAACUGUGUCAGACUUGCUUGCAGCAUUUCUUGACUUACUGCUGUUAUGUGUAGCUGGAGUUUUGUGCUUGCACUUAAGUUAACAUGACAGGUGGUAUAGAGGCUGAAAACCCACAGAGAACUUUCUCAGGAACUCUUGGGAGUAGUAAAUGAAGCUGGGAACGUGGUACAUGUUUCGGCUAUCCUUUCCUGUGCUUUUAACUAGGGCUGCAGCUAUCGAUUAUUUUUGUAGUCGAUUAAUCGUUGAACUAGUUAAUUCAAAUAAUCGAGUAAUCGGAUAAGUAAAAUAAAAAUUAAAAUACCUGAGCUGGGCCUCAAACAGUAUGAAAAAAAUAAACGAGUAUUUAAGUACAACAAAAGAACGAUUGGCUAACUUACAUACCAAAAUUCCGCUAGCUUAAAUGCUCUAAAAUGCUAACUUUUUUUUUUUAUAUACAAAAAGUUGUUCAAACAAAUAUUCCCACAAAAAGCGGUUAAAUUUACUGAUAACUAAACACAUGCAUUAAAAAAAAAGCUCAAACAAAAACUUAGCUUAUGUUGGUCUUAACAGAGAGCAGCUGCAUUUAUCCAUGUGAAAUGAGCUAUUUCAUAUUCACUGCUGCCACUAGAGGGCAGUGUAUCGACCCAAAUCAAUAAAACUAAAUGCAAACUUUAAAAACUAACCAUUACAAUGCCACUUUAAUUAAACGAAUACUCGAAGCAGCAAAAUUUAAUUUGUAUCUUUUUUCUAACUGAUUUGAGUUAAUCAGCACUACUCGCAACGCUUCGGAAGAUUACUUGACACGAUCUUCAAACCCAGAAGCUGCUGCAAAAUCAAGUUGAAAUGUUGAAGCUAAUGUAAUAAACAGCCGAGCAGAUACGCUAAAUUCCACUGAUUAGCAUAAGGUUUUUUAGACUUUCAGAAAACCAUGAGUACUUUGGUUUUCCAAUAACUGGUUAACUGGAUGAAAAUAUUUAGGGAAGAAUUUGAGAUUGACGAACCAUGAAUCUUUAAUGCUUAGGAUUCCUAGGCAAUCUUCUCAUCACUUUGCAUUAGUACAGCCCUUUUUACUUUGCAUUGUCCAUUGACUCACCAACAAUGAGAAAGUUCUGGGACUAGAAAUGUAAAUAUCAAUUUUAGUCAUAAUUUACAUCUUCAAGUUGGAGUGGAAUGUCUUUUGUGGAAAGACUUUUCACCUUUGCUUGUAUCAUAAAUGUGACCACGGUCUGAAGAGGAAGUCCGUUUUGAAGGACAGUUCUGGCUGCCAUACAGGAUGUUUCUGCAAAACGGCCAUGGGUUGAUUAGCUACACCAGGCACAUGCAAGACAAGACUGAUAAUCUCACUGGGUUGAGAGAGUAAAAAAGUAGUGCACUAACGGUGGAGGUCAUCAUCGGACAGCUGGCAUACUGUCUGGUGACCGGAUCAGCGCCAUGGUCUUCGCUCCAGGAUUGGUUAUUCCACUGUGGUAUUUGCUUUUGUAACUCAGUGAAAAGGUAAAAGACCUUCCUUCUAACAUACUUGUACAGCCCUCAUGGCUGCCUUUUAUCAUCCUUUCAGAAUGUUUUGGAAAUUACUAAAUGUGACCUGGCACAGCAAAAUGUAUUUUUCAACACUGAGGUUUUUGUAUCAUAAAAACGGGAUUUUAUUAGCUUUCCAAUGACAGUUUAAUCUCCGAUACUUGAAGUUAGGUGGUUGUUAUUGUCAUUCCCGUUGAUUUGACACUGCCAACGCAAUUUUCAAGUUUACCAGAGCUAUGUCUGAUUCUUCCCAGUCACUGCCCUGUUUUUAACUGUCACAAAUUAUGUGGACACCAGUUCAGUCCACUGCCAUGCAUUUGCAACCUAUCCAAAUAGUAAGCCGACAGCUGACUUCAAAAGAGACAUUAAAUUUUGAUUUCUUUACCUUGAGAAUCCGUCUCAAAGUCUAUGUUUGUGAUGGUGUCUCUGUGUUUUCUGACAGUAUUCCGAACCAGUGUUGUUUUUGGCAGCCAUUUUAAUCUUCGUCUUAGUCUUUUGGACAAAAUUACUUACUAAGUCAUAUUUUAGUAAAUUUCAAAAUGUGAAACGAAAACUCAGACGAGUUUCGUCUAGUUUUAGCCGACAAUUCUCAAUGUUUUCAGCUAUAAACUUCAAAGUUUUACUCCAUGAAUAAAUAAAAAGGUUUCCCACAAUUUCGAAUAAACAUGACAGACGAGCACAUAACUGUAGAGUCUACAAGGAUAUCACCAUUUUCAUGAUAAUACACACUCAGCAACAAGACUGUACAUUAUUUGCAAUUAAUUAAACUCACCUGGACGCCAACAACUGUAUGUAAAAUGUUUUCCAAGAGUUUCAAAAGACAUUGAGUCACCGCGCUAAAUGCUAACGUAAACGCUAUGCUAACACUACAAGUUAGUUUAGUGAGUGACGAUCACUCAGCACAGACCUCAAAGGUUUAAAGCAACAUAGCAUAGACUAUCUAGCCAAGAUAAAAAAGCAAAACUUACUAAGCAGCACCUGACACACAUUUCACAAAAGGAGCCUGGAAUGGGCACAUUACACUGGCCGAUAAGUAAGCGUGUGUUUAGGGCGUGGGGGGGGGGGGGCAGUACUUCACAUGAGUGACACAACCAACCACUGCUAAAUGCGUGCUAACACACAUACAGUAAGAAAAUGUCGCACACUGUGAAUUGAUGACGGAAACUAUGGUAAAUUUUCACCUCAUUCUCGUGUUGUCAGGCGACAACUGGAAUUCAUCUCGUUACGUUUGCCUCCAAAGACACGUUUUCAGCGCGUCAUUGAAUGACAUGAAAUGACGCGCUGAAAACGUGUGAAUCAACAUGAACAAUGAAUUGAACAUGAAAAAAAUUGUUUUCGUCAACAAUAACGGAAAUAUUUUGUCAACGAACAACUGUUCCGAAUCCUACAAUCCACUGAAGAAUAGACUAGUCAGAGGCCUGUGUCUUCAGACAGUAACAUGCUAAUGCUCGAAUUAAUAGGAGUACACAUUCCUUGCCUGAGUUUAGCACACAACAACUGAGAAUAACCAAUACUGGUACGAAAUUAGCCAAAGGGAAUAAUUUCUUAUAUCAUGGUUGAAUAUUUCUUCAGCAAAAUGUGAGUUUUGAACGCUUUUUGAUGCUAAUUUCAUGAUGAUGGAACUUCGGACCGAUAAGAGGUGUUUACGGAAUGUUUAAUGAGUAUACGUCUGGUUUCAUAAUUUCCACCAAGUGAAACAUUUGGCUUUUAUAUUUGAAUCGCUCGACUCAUUUUGCUCUGCCAGGUCACAAAUACAUGAUCUGAUCUUAUUGUCCAUUUUUCAUUUGAUAAAUUUGCAUAACACCUUUUGUUCCAUGUUUUGGGGGUUUAGCCUAAUAGUAAUGUGCCACCAAUUCUCUUUUCGGUAGUUUCCCCUUUUUUGGCGGGCAAUCCUUAAUUGCUGCCCAUUUUAGGCACAUAUCAUCAGAGGUGGGUAGAGUAGCCAGUAAUCUUACUCGAGUAGUGUUACUUCAAAAUAUUACUCAAGUAGAAGUAGUCAUCCAAAAAAUGUGCUUAAGUACAAGUGAAAAAGUAUCCGGUGAAAAGAAAAAAGUGAUGAUUAACUUUGUGAGGAACAGUUUAUAGUGUGAUAUUUUUGUAAACAAUGGUGUAUUUUUCUUCUCAUCACAGCAUCGUCUAUAUGAAUGAUUUUUAUAUAUACUGUACUAUAACCUAUUACGUGACCAUUUCAGGCCCAAAAAAUAAGCAAUCAUCAAAUUUAAACUAGAAAAAUGAAACGUUACCAGUUCAAAGAGCAAGCGUUCCCGCUACCAUAAACUAAAAAUGAAUCUGUGUCAAAUAAAUCACUGCUAAAUAACAACUGGGAGAAAGGUUCAAACAAAUCCACACGUUUGAGUAAUGUUGACUCUAUGUCAAAUAGUUCAAUUUUUACAGUGCUGAAGAGAGACGCCAUGUGAUUGAACAGGCCGGCGUGACCAUUUGACUUGCCUGCGUCUGGUCAUGUAACUAUAUUGUUACAUCUGGUUGAUUUAAUGGAGUCGUGAUUAUUGUGGUGACAUCUCAUUGGUGAAACUGGUAGAGACACUGUCGGUAUCUCUGGCAAAAAUAAAAAUUCAAAUAUGAAAAUAAAGAGGAAAAAUGUAACUGCUCUAGUGUAGCCCAAAGUAGCAGAGUAAGAGUAGCGUUUUAUCUUAACAAUUCUACUCAAGUAAAAGUAAAUAGUAUAUUGGGUAAAACAAUUAUUAAAAGUACAUUUUUCCUCAAAAACUUAAGUAAAUGUGACGCCUUACUACCCACCUCUGCCUAUAUUCGUAUAUUGCUUAAAUAUAUAAUUAUAGAUGAGCAUUUAUAGUACAUCUAUCAAGAAUAUUGUCAUAAGUUUUACUCUAUAGUUUUGUAGUUGUUGGAUAUCAUGUAGUAUUCUAAAAAUGUUACUUUGAUGUGCUCUUUACAUUCUUUCUUUAACAGGUUUGACCGACUAUAAAGAUUUUGGACUGGAGGAAAUUGAGGCUGUGUAGUGCUUUAGCAAAUCUUUUAAACCUCAAGCGAGAAGCAAUGGUAGAUUGUGACAAGCUGCAUUUGGCUUUGCGUCAUUGUAGCACCAAUGGGAAAUUGGUAGGUAACGGCCCGAUCUGGUACUUGCAUGACACAUCUUGUCCGAAGUGAACAGACAAGUUCAUUUUUUAGAGGAUGAUUGCAUUUUGAGUACCUAAUUGUAUGUUAAAUUUAGUAGGCGUGUUGUCCGGUUUCGCUAUACCCCAAAGAGCAGAUAGAAUCCUGACAUGCUGUGGGUCUAAUCUACAGUUUCAAGACCUAAUACGUCGAACUAUAAUGCUAACACCUGCCAAAAAUACCCAAAUUGAGUAGUCUUACCCACUUUUUUUUUCUCCAUAGCAUAGCUUUCAGAUUACUACAGGUUUUGCACUAUAUUGCUAAAUCUGCUAGCCACUCUACUAAACAGUUUACAGAUAAUGAGAAAGUCUUCAAACAAGAGGACAACUUCUUCAAACUUUUUUCCAAUCCCAGUUUAAAUUCUUUGUAAAGAUAUGCACGUUCAUUUAACCAGCACCGCUUAGCUUGGUUUUAGCAAAUUGAAAAAUCCGCUAGCUUCAUGCUAAAACACAGUGCAAAACGCUACAAAUGUGCAAAAAUACCUGUAAGCCUUGCACUACUGUUAACGAUGAUGAGAUCAACUAUUUUCAGUCCUAAAACAUUGUAUUUAUUCUAUUUAAAUUAUGUUGAUACAAUACAAACAGUCAUUAAAUAAUCUGGUCGCAUAUCAGUUACCGAUAUCAGUUUCGUUUUAGAUAUCCAUUUGACAUUUGGAAAAUGGCACGUAAGUCAAGUCUGCAUUAAAAGCCAAGUAUUUUGUUUGUUUGGUGUACAAUUUGUUUUCUUUAACAGGUUUGUCCAUCGUUAAAGACGAGGAGAUAUCCAAAGCAAGGAAUUCAAAAGUCUGUGCUCACGACAAAGUAAUUGAUAUUAAAAGAAUAAGUUUGUGUGUGUGUGUGUGUGUGUGUGUGUGUAGCGGUUUUAGGGGGUGGUAUAGGUGAUGAAAAAGGUAUGACAUGAUCUCAUCCUCCAAUCUGUGUUGUGAAUGUGUUGCGUACUGUGUUGGCUAUCACUUGAGUGAUGGAAGAACAUUUGUUUCAUAUAGAUUUAGAUGACUACUCGUUCAGUAAAUAUUCUUUAUUAUUAACACUUUUUUUUUUUUUUUUUUUUUUUUUUUUUGGCGAAACUACUAAUGGUUGACUAUAGAAACUUUUAAGAUUUCAAAGAAAAUUCUUGUGACUGCAAAAACUAAAAAAAAAAUCAGUUAACCUUUUUCGGGGUACUAACUGAACCCACCAAUAUACGCGUUCACCAAAUCAGUCAUAAUUAGGCAAAUUUUUAUUUCAUAUUCAAAUCAAAAGUAUUUUACACUGGUACCGCGACAAACGAAGUUAAUUUGUUCAAGGAUCUUGUUCGUAAGUCGAAAUGGUCGUAUGUCGAGCAGGAUUUCCCCAAAAGAAUACAUGAUAAUUCCAUCAAUUAGUUCCACAGCCCGAAAACCCAGACUAAAUCCUUAAUAAAUACUGCUGUUACUAUUGCAAAUAGCAAAACAAAAUAAUUACGAAUAAAAAUCGGAAUAAUAUAAUAUUAGAAAUAAUAAUACCUGAAAUAAUAUUUUUUAAAAAUCGGGUUGUAAUGUGGUGGAUGUAUUUUGCGUGGUGUACCUGAACGCACCGCGUGGCUCAGUGGUGUCACCAGGAUGCCAGGUUUGGGCGGGCAUUAGUCUUACCUCGGGGGCAGGGGCAAAAAAAAAUAAAAAAGCUACAGUGCUCAAGUAGGUCGAAAUCCAGCGUAGGGCUAAUGCACCUUAAAACAUUUUUUGUUUUCCCCUUGAGAUAACUUGUUGUGAUUUGGUUUAAACAAAAGUUGAUUUGAUUUGAUUUGACUUAAAACACAUCCAUAACUGAACAGUAUGGACAUUCAGUGGACAAUGUUUUUUUUAGGUAACCUAUUGUGGUUCCUCGUGUUCCGCAGCCCCUUUGAGCUCAGUUUGACCCCCUUAGAAUGCUUCAAAAUGCACCAAAAUCGGCAGGCAGGUCAAGACAGGUGCCAUCUUUGAUACUGUGUAAAGACAAAUUCCAAAUACACUAUGUGGCGCCAAGCGCCCCCUAGCAGUCAUUCUUUGUCCCGCUGAUGCUUUGACCCCUACUUUGACCCCCUCUGAAUGCUUCAAAACUCACCAAACUCGACACCCAGGUGAACACUGGUGAAAAGUUUGAUAAAAUGUAAAAAAAAAAAAAAAAUCUAAAUAUGCGUAAAUGUGUGUACCGCCCCCUAGGAACCAAACCAACAUUUUUUUUUUUUUUUUUUUUAUAAGGUGACAGAGGAGGUAACAACGCAAAGGUUAAAACUUAGAACACAUCAGUACUAAAUGAAUGGGAUACUAUACGCGGUGCCCAGACUGCUGUUAGUACGACAUCCAGUCUUAUUUGGGUGGGCAGAGCGUGUCCGUGGGUGGGCACUGCCCCCCCUGGUAACGCCCAUAGCGUGGCUGAUGACAGAGUGAGAGAGAUGGUGCAGUUGAGAUAUUACUUUCUCUUUUAAUGUCCUGUUGUUGCUGGCGUCAACUGCCGCGGACAGUUGGCAUGUUGUGUUGCACAAAAUCUGGAAUAAAUUAUUAAAAACCUGACAAAGCUGGCGAUAUCUUUGGCGAUGGUACCACAAUAAUAAUUAUCACCUUAACUUAUAAAGACUGGUAAACGGAGAUCGGAAGAGUAUUUUCAAGCAGUUCACGGAUGCGCACCCCACGCUCAUAUUUUUCUAUCAUUUCCGUCUUCAAUGGUAAGCCCCACCUUUUUUUCACCACUUUAACAUUCUUGGAACCCAUGUUGAUUCCUCUCACAAUAAAAUCCACCGUACGUCCGUCUUGCGGAAUAACAAUGAAAUUGCAACGCUGUAAAAAAUCGUGUUUUGAGCAUUUCGUCGGAUGUAGAAACAAAUGGCCAGUCAAAUUUUACGUCGGAUGUCGAAAAAGAUCGUGUGUCGAAGCGAUCGUAUGUCGAGGUACCACUGUAUUAGCAUUCAGGGCACAAAAUGAACAAAAAAUGAAUGCAUAACUGAGUUAGCCGAAAAUUGAUCCUUUGCGUGGACAUGAGGUCUCGGUUCACGAUGGCAUGCACUGUUUUGUAAUUUUCCCCAUUAGUUGUAUUAGCACAACUUGCACUGCGUCUGAGGUUUUCUACUGUUUUGUUGUACUUGCUGUAUUCAUUGUAACACAUUUGAAUAUUUUUCCUGGGGUUGUGGGGUUCAUCAGAUGUGACCCAAUCACCUUUUACAGAUGGAAGGUAGGCCUUAUUUACAAUGCAUUCAGAAACUCGUAUUGGCCAACAUGCCAAAACAUGACUAACGUUCUCAUUAAGUAUGGAUGUUUGCUAUUCAUUUCUAGCUGUUUUUAUAACCUGAAUUUUAUUUUUGCAGUUCAUAAUAUUGUGCAAAUAAUAAUCUUUCAGGGGGUCAGAUUUUUUCCAUCCGUCCUUCAAUUUUUUGGACUACCAAUAUGGAAUGUUAACUGCUAAUGCAGCCAACAUUCAACUUUCUGAGUAUCUGAGGAGAGCGGAUCAUUUGCGUCCUUGCGUUUUGCUUCCUAAAAUCUACCAAAAUUGCACGUCAUUUUAAUUUUAAAAAUAUAGUUGUAUAAUAAUAGUUGAACAAGUAUUCUUUAUGUGUAGAAAUCCUAAGCUAGUUUUUUUUUUUGUUUGUUUUUUGUCAGUAUAGUCUUACAAUAAUACAUUUCAGAGCUGCAACUGCCAUAUCAUGAAACGAUUUUGCUUACCCUUUAAGCAAUUUUGAAACCAUAAACAACUCUGGGGGCAACUCAUAUGACUUGAUACCCUCUUCCGGGUUUGCCGAUAGGAGUGUAUCCCUCUGUGAAACUCCCAUUGAGUUUAUAUGGACCAACAAGAGCUACAAAGAAAAGACUCAAUUUUGAGAAGUAUAAUGAUUAAUAUUAUUUACGGCAAGGCAAUAUGUUGUAUGCAUGCAUAUUUCAGAUAACUAUAAUGAACAUUUCGAGAUAAGGUGGGAUUUAAGGGAAGCUAAGUAAAGCUAAUAAUGCUAGCAACCUACCUGUGUGUAAAGCUUGACUUCGUUAUUUCCUUUUUAACAUCAAUGUAUAAUCAAUCACCAUGUAUCUGAUCAAAUGUCAAAUAAAUAUUUGGUCUUAAUAUGAAAAAGGUUCAAUACCACAGACAAACAUACGGCAUGACGUGCAAUCACACAUUUAAGCUAAAAUGAUAACACUAUCAUUAGCAUUAACAAUAGUUACAGUAUGGUUACUUUGGAUGAUUCUGUCACUAUUCUAUUUUUCUACUGUUCUAUUAUUAUUCUAAAAUAACAAAAAUAAAGCUGUAAUACACACAAGUAGACAAGAUCACUAUCAUUGGAUUAUAGCUUAAAUUCCCAGUCGAAUUUAACAUAUUUCCGAAGGGUAAAGCAUAAAAGACGGAUAACAUUAGCAAGACAAAUGGAAAAAAGUAUCAACAUUAACUUGUAACUUUCGAAUUUGAGUUUUGUCGGUUUAUGGCGCAGCUCCAUUGAAGAAAUACUGAAAAUACUACUAUUGUAGGGUUUAUAUUUUUGGAAUUUAGUGAACUAAUUGGCUCAUAUAUAAAUCUCUUUAUUUACCGUUAUAUCACUAUUGGCUUAAUCAAGCCUGAAUAUGCAAUUGAAACCAAAAACUGCGAUAACAAAACAAUUGAUUAUGUAAGUAUUGGUUUUGAAAGCAAAAGCGGAUGUUUACAAAUAUCUUACACAAUUCUAAAGAAAAUCCAUCUGCUUUCAGCAAGGACUACAGAAAAAUUCAGUUAAAAUAUUUAAAUCAAUUAGCAAAACGGUUGUUAAUUUCGAUAACUGAUUAGUUGUCGAUUAUUUGUAGCUUGCCUAACACUAACCCAUGCCUAAUUGUGCACAUUUUAUGAUGAGUCAAUUACACAUUUAUAGUUUCAAGUGACCUUUUAUGACACAAUGCAUUUUGACACCCCUGGUCGUCCACACUACAGUGGCAGGCAGGGUCAUUGCCUAGUGUUAUUGGUACACAGUAGAAACAAAGCAGUCUUCCAAAUAAAAUUCCACAAUUCCACUUUUCUUCUUCUAGUAAUGCACGCUUUGAAGAUGUAUUGUCAUAAGAUGGUCCCUGUAGACCAGAAGCUCACUCACCAAGUGACACUAUCCACAAAUUGCGGCCUGCUGUACGUCGGUGUGUGUGUGUGUGUGUGUGUGUCAUGUCUUUGGCAAAGCGAACUGCGUUAGCUGCAAGUCAGCCAGCUUGUCAGAGACGGGCUGCCCCAGUCCGCAAGUUACAUUGCUCCAUGUGUAGUUCUGCAGCAGUCAGUGGACAUUAAAGCCUGGACUUGUUUGCACUGCAGCCAGAGAGGUAUGCUUACACAGUACGAGCAAGGUAAGUCCUCAUCCAUGUUUACCUUAUCCAAGAUGUACAGUUGUCCCAUAACCCUCCUCUCUGUCCUCACUCAUGUUACAAUGACACUUUGAAGGGUUUCUGGCAUCACACUUGACGAAAUGGCAUCACAGUGCAGAUACUUAAUCUUUGUAUGUGUAUGUGUACAUAAAACGAGUUGUUUUUACACUGCAGUGUGUGUGAGUGUGUGCUUGUAGUGCUGUAUAACAGACAAUAAAUGUGUUGGUGAGUCACUGGUCAACAGUCUGGGCCAGACCUCAAGUAUUCCUUGGAAACCCUCUUGUUGCAUUUCUAUGUAAAAGUGGUCUAAAGAAACGCAUAGUUAUUGGAAGGCUUUGUGUCCAAGACUUGCAGCUCAUGGCAAUGCAUAUUGGUGAUUUUACGAAGCAUUUCAGAUCGCUCACAACUCGAGCUGAAUUGAACCAUGUGUUGAGAUCAGUUUCCACCAAGCAGAGAAUUUCUAUACAUUGACACCACUUUUGUUACUAGCCCUGUUCAGACAGUAAUAAGGGGGCGUUUCUUAACCUAGAUUCAGCCCAGCUUGACUACCGGUACUUGGCACAUUUCUCACAAAAUAUCAACAGUAUUAGGCCAUAGCAACAUGCUAAUUAGUGUAUUGCUUGGACUAAAGACACAGUGCUCUUGUCUUUGGGGCCACUGAUGGUACUUUUUCCAAAGCCCUUUUCAAAUUCAAUGCAUUGUGAUCGACUGGACUGCUUGUUGGAAAUUCUUAGUCGGACCAACAAUAUUUGCAGUACUUUUUAUUAUUAUUAUUAUUGAUACUACUUAUCUGGACUCAAAACCUGACUUCCUGGUUUUUGGGUGAAGUAUUUUGGUGCAGCAACAGUAUAACAGCCUUUCUGGAACUUAUCCCUUCCAUAUAACGUCAUCUGUUUUGGGGUAGUGGAGCUUUAAAGAGGCUUGUUUUUGUUCCAAUAAAACUCGUUUCUGUUUUGUAAUUGUAACAGGCAAUGAUAGUCGUGUUUUCCAAACUUUAUUGAACUACAGUGACUAUUUUACAUCCAUACUCAAGGUGCACUACUACAGAUGUAAAUUACAAAUUUCAUGACAAUACUAUGUAUACUUUGGACAACGAUACAUGUGUAUACUUUGGACAACGAUACAUGUAUUUUUUGAAAAAAAAUAUAUAUAUUGUUAUUAAUCAAUUUUGACAUGGAAGUUUCUGAAAUGUGUGGUUUUUUUUUUUAUGCAGGACAUCUGAUGUUCACACCAAUACACUACAAAACACUAACUAAAAUAUGACGUGCAUUUAGUCACAAAUUGAAAUGCUGUGAGAUUUUUGAUCGAAUUUAGGGCUGCAGCUAUCGAUUAUAUAAGUAAUCAAUUUAUGGAUGAAUUGGUUCAAGUAAUUGGAUAACAAACAUUUAAUGGGUUGCAGAAUAAUUGUAGAAGUAAAACAAACAAGUGUGUGUACUUGCAUUAACAUUUAUAUUGACUUGCACAUCCAUUAGCGCCAAUGUUGCACUUUCAAAAGAGCAUCAAAUGCAAAUACAAAAUAAAAAUCACUGAGUGUUUCUUGAAACUAAACAGAAUUGCACUUUAAUUUCACUGGACCAUUAAAUGCAUAUAGUUUUAAAAUGAGGAUCUAGGUCAAAAUUUUUAAAUGUCUAGUCAAUAAAUCUGCUAGCUUAAAUGCUAUAAAAUGCUUUUUUUUAACAUUUCUCUUAAAAAAUUGUUCAAACACAUAUUCCCACACAAAAAAAAUGUAUAUCCCUAAACUAACUUAAAAAUGCAUAGACAUUAGCUCAAACGAAAACUUAAAGCCUUGUGUUGGCCUGAACAAGGAGCAGUUGGAUUCAGCCUAGACGAAUUGUCAUAUUCACUGUUGCCACCAGAGGGCAGUGUAUCCUCCCAAACCAAUAAAACUAAAUGCAACUUUCGAAACAAAGCAUUACAAUGCCAUUUUUAUGGUACGAUCUAUCGAAGCAGCAAAAAUUUGAUUCAAAGCUUCUUUUUUUUCUGAUCGAGUUACUCGAUUAGUCAAUGCAGCACUAAUUUAUCUGAAAACAAGCAUCACAUUCCAUUGGAAGAAUGGCAACACUGGAAUAGGAAUCAUAAUGUAUUGAAUAUUGCAAUCACCAUACCUUGUCUUUCUUUUUUCUUUUUUUUUCCUUAAAUCAGGUGAAACAUGAGCAUAUCUCAAUAUCUAUUAACACUCAAAGCACAAUAUAUUGUGAACACUCUACACACACUUUCAAUCCAAAUAAUUCAGUGGUUUGCAAAUACACAAAAACGCAUGUGUACCAAUAAACUAAUUUCAUAUGCUAGGUCUGUUGUGGGGUGGGUGGCCGUUUGUACAAGAAACUUUUGUCACCAUUGCAGUUAUUGUACAUCCAUCUUGAGCUCUUCAGUAGUUAAGCAUUGUCCCACCAGCGAGUGGCCAUUUUAUCAACGUGGUUUUGACGGGACUGCGCGGCAUUCGCGCAGCUGUUGAGAGACCUGCCAAUCUGCACUGUGAUCCAUUCCAGUUCCUCAGCCCUGAAUGGUCGAGACCGAUUUGUGUCCAAAUGACCAAAACGCAAGCUUGAUGCCAGAACUACCCUCGCGGCCGCUACUGGGUCACGCCAAACGUUCUAGCCUGUGACAGAAGAUGCUCUGUCGCCACUAGUAUAUCCUACGACGUAUGUAUCGGGGACUUUUGAGAAUGCCGUGGUUUAGGAGUUAUGUCAUGUAUCUUUGCAGCUUGACAAGUGAACAGCAGAGGUGGGGGGUUCAAGUCACUUGACUUCAAGUCAGCCAUUUCUUAUGUCCCGCUACGAAGCAUAUUUGACAAGAAUAGCAGUAGCCAGAGCCAUGUGCAAAGUGUUGCGAGACACUGAUCUCACCUCAAGUGGUUCACGUAGGCCUGAACAGUUCCAAGCACAAGCAGCGCUGUAAUGGUUUACAAUGGAACUGACAGCGGUAAUUGGGACAUUAAUGGUAAAAAUUGAUAAAACCACAUAUUUGAGUACUUGUUCGCUUCGACGAGUUACGAGAGAAUCAAUGUUUGGAACUAUUCAAGUUGCCACUACCCUGAAGUAAUUGUAUAAUGGGUCCCUAUGGGAGUGUCGCAACUCAUUCUACAUGGCUCUGGCAGUAGCGAAUGAAUGAGAACGACAUGACUUGACGUUUGACCUGGUGUCAAACAACGUUUGACUUGACCAACAUGACUCAAGGUAAAUAUUUUUGGAAAAAAAACAUUUUCAGGAGACUGUGUUGUGUGUAUGUAUGUAUAUAUGGCGGAAAACACAGACAAGACUGAAAAAGCAGUUUCUGCUCUUGCACUCUUUAAAAGAAACAACAGUUGUGUUUGAUAGAACAACAUGUCUAUAUGCUGCCGUAGCAGAUUCAUGGCGCAUGAACCCCUCGAACUAUUUUUAAUUUGUCCGUUUUACCCUGAAAACCCCUGUUUACAGACAUCGCGCAACCGCUUUUGUUUCAACCUAGCCAUAAAACGAAGGUAGUUAUAUUUAUUAUUCAAAAUGUCGUUUUUAGAUUCUCAUAUUUCGUUUAAAAAAAACAACGACUUUAAAAAAUUAUUCACUCGCAUAUUUUAAACUUUUAAACAAAUUUUAAAAAUGGCAUCUGUAAAGUCAGGGAUAUCUACCUCAUAACUAUCGCUUAAUUGUGUUUUUUUUUUUUUUUUGUUAUUGUCGCAUUUUCUUCGAUAUGUUUGAUAGUAAUCGAUCCAAACAAAAAAAAUUGAAAAAAAACAUUUAAAAGGGUAAAUACAUGAAAAAGAAAAUCUCGACCACUCCUUGAUGUCUGCGAUUCCUGCAUCAUGACCCUUGUUAUAUUACCGUGUUUCACCCAUAAAAUCCAGCUGUGGCCAUGCACAACUGUGUCUUGACACUCAGUGAUACAUGCUGCAUGGAGUUUUUGGAUCGAAACUAUGUAAGUACGCAAUAAUAUCUCCUUAAAGUCAUGGCGUCUGUAAUUCUGCUCUCGCGGGCUGUCACCUCCAGGUAGGGUUUUGCUGUAAAAAAAAUUUUUUUUUUUUUUUUAAAAAUGCCCUCCUGUCCAAAUUUUUUCUUCUCCCAGAAAAUUGAUUCCAAUGAUGUAUCACACGUGCAUAUCAGACAAUUUUUAAAUUUGGCCAAAUUGGGGGGUCUCAGAUCGGAACUUCAAGUCACCUGAGUGUUUUCUGCCAUAUAUGAAGUAAGCAUCAAUGGUUAAAAUGCAAAAAACCUCAAUAGGAUUUUCAGAUUGGUGGGCAACACCUUGACCUAAUUUUUUUUUUUUUUUUUUUCCUAAAAGUUUUCAGAUUGGAGGUUUAGCGUAUUGGCCAUUGCAAUGCAAGGUUUUGCAAAUUUUAGUGACACACCCCACUUAUUAGUUCAAAGCUAGAUAAUGUUAUGAUGAUUCCUAUUCUCCAUGUCUAAGCAGCUAAAAGGACCGCUAAAAAAAAAAGUUUCUCUCACUACCUCAUCAAACAAAGCAUUUUGGCUAUGUUGAGAGGAUUAAGUUAAGAACAGUGUUUUCAUAAAUAUUUUAAGUUUGGACAAUGACAACUUGAUUUCUGCCACAGUAGCUCGAGACUUGACAUUUAAGACUAAAGACUCAUAUAUGUGACUGACUCCCACCUCUGAUCAACAAUACAACUCAUACUCCAUGUGAAAUUUUUUUUUCUGUAGAUGCUGCACCAUUUCACACAUUAAUAACUGCAGAACUAAGCAUCGAUGAAGACCAACCUCUUAAAUUUGUUUUCCUUAUUGUCUGCUUGUUCUUUUGACUUUUGUGCCAUUAAGAGCAAUUAUUUUGCUCUGCACAUUCAAUCACAUUUUCUCACCUUUCCUACGGGCUUAUUUUGGUUUGUCUAACUUUAAAAAUGAUGUUCCUGCCGCAUCAGGAGGUGUGUAGUAUGACUAUGCGGCCUCCUCAAAUGUACGACAUUUAACAAGUCUCGUGUAAUGCAUGUUCAUAUCAUAACCUUUUUACACUUUACACGUGCAAAACACACACAAGAUGCCAUUGAAGUGUGACUCAUUCCAUGCUAGCUUCUCACUGUGUGUGUGUGUCUCGUCACAGGAGCCUCCACCGGCCGAUGGAGGGUAGCCUGCCUCACCGAUUCUCUGUUACGAGAACAUGGCCGCUGAUAAAAUGACUCAACAACCACAGCGUUAGUGACACCCAGGGGGGAGGCCCUGUGUCUUGGUGCUAUUCCUCUCAAGAAGAGGAUCAACGCAGAGGUACACCAUCUGCUGCAACACCUGGGGCGAUGACUCAUCUGCAUGCGCAGACUGACGCUCUUGAAUUUGAAAAAUAAAAAAGCUCCACGUGCA